Molecule: messenger RNA, 5499 nt
Organism: Didymodactylos carnosus
Lineage: Eukaryota; Metazoa; Rotifera; Eurotatoria; Philodinida; Philodinidae
Source: the annotation of a GenBank genome assembly
AUGACAACAUCAACAACUCAUUCUCAACAAUUACCAUCUAAAUCAAAGGGAAAACAAAUAUUAUGUAAAGUACGAAUGCUUGAUGAUCAAGAAAUUCCAUUUCACAUCGAUCCAAAAGCAACUGGUCAAGAUCUUUAUGACAAUGUAUGCAAUUAUUUGGAAUUACUUGAAUCCGAUUAUUUUGCAUUGGAAUUUUAUGAUGCUCAUAAAAAUGCGAUUUGGCUUGAAAUGGACAAACCUGUUUUAAAACAAGUCACUGAAACAAAAUUUAAUAUGUGUGUAAAAUUCUAUACACCGGAUCCCGGUCAACUCGAAGAAGAAUUUACGAGAUAUUUAUUUGCAUUACAAAUUAAACGUGAUCUUGAACAGGGAACAUUAUUAUGUAGUGAUAAUACAGCAGCAUUAUUAGCCUCUUAUAUCGUACAAGAAUCUUAUAACAAUGAUCCACGAUAUAUGGGUGGAAGAUGUUUUUUUCCACCUCAAGUAUAUGAACAUGAAAUUAGAAUAAUGAAUUAUCAUAAAAACCAUGUUGGACAAACACCUGCUGAUGCUGAUUUAAAUUUAUUAGAUAUUGCACGAAAAGUCGAAUUAUAUGGAAUUAAAAUGCAUACAGCAAAAGAUCAUGAAAGUGUUAAUCUCAAUUUAUCUGUUGCUCAUAUGGGAAUACUUGUAUUUCAAAAUUAUACAAAAAUUAAUACAUUUUCAUGGGCUAAAAUAAGAAAAUUAAGUUUUAAACGUAAAAAAUUUUUAAUUAAACUUCAACCAGAAGGUUAUGGUUAUUAUAAAGACACUGUUGAAUUUUAUUUUGAUACACGUGAUCAAUGUAAAAUAUUUUGGAAAAAAUGUAUUGAAUAUCAUGCAUUCUUUCGAUGUGUUAGUAUUAAACGUCCACACCGAAAUAAAAGUAAACUAUUAACACGUGGCUCAUCUUUCAGAUAUGCUGGUCGUACACAAAAAGAAAUCGUUGAAUAUGCACGUGAACAUUACGUGAAAAAUCGUACAUUUUUAAGAUCUUACUCUAGUACACGAAAUGUUGCUCCAUUAUCGACACGUUCAUUACGUUCACCACAAUUAAAAACAUCAGAUACGAUGCGUAGUCAAGAUACAACUGUGUCAUCGGCUGAUUCACGUUUAUUACGUCAACAACAACAACAGCAUCAUCAUCACCAGCCAGAUAAACACCAACAACAUUUAAAUUCGAAUACAAAUAACGUUAACGAUAACUAUCAAUAUUAUCACGAUGAUUCAUCGACUCAUGGUAGUCGUACACUCGACUCACGUUUUAGUCGUGAAAAAUAUGAUUUAUCUGGUGAGAGUACAAAUGAAGACGAGGAUAAUGUUGAAGUAUCAGCUCGAACGGCAACCACAAAUGAACCGUUACCAUCGCAGACAGUGAACAAUAACGAAUACGUUGAAGAAACGUUGAAUAAUACUGCUCUUCCUCUCAUAUCGUCUCGAAAACGUAAUUCGAAUACUAAUAGUAAUCGUUUAUCUCGUGAUCCAUCGGUUGAUAUCGUUGAAAAACAACCAUCUCAAGAUAAUUUAAUCUAUCGUGAAACUUAUAAAAUUGAUUUAAAUGAUCCUGAACGACAACAUCAAGACACAUUAAAUAGAAUUAAUGGUGAUGAAAUUUCAUCAUCUCUUUCUAAACGUGAAACAUCUAAUUAUAAUAUUGAAAAAAAGACCGUUGAGAAUAGAGAAACCAUAACAAAACAACCACAAACAGCAAUUGAAGGAGGUAAGUCGUCGGGCUCAAUUUUAGUCGCCAAUACGAACGCUAAUAAUAGUGAAUCGAAUCAUAAUAAUAUGAUUGGGUUUGAACUGUAUCAUAAUGAUAAUAAUAAGAAGGAUGAGAGUUCAACUAAUAAACGUUAUUCUACUGCUUUAAAUAUAUAUAAUCACUCUAAACAAAUACAGCAGCAACGUUCACGUUCAUUGUGUGAGAGACAUAAGACUAUUGAGAAUGAGUGUGAUGAGAAUGAAAAUGUAACUGAUGAGAAAGAAGAAAAAAAUCUAAUGUUAAAAGCACAACAACAACAACGAUCCUAUUCAUUACAAUUAGAACAUUCACUAUCAUCCGAUUUUACACAUUCACCAUCAACAUCCGGUAGUAGUUCAUCAAUUGAAGCUCUACAUCAUGAACAAUUAGUACCACCAUCAGUUGAACGACUAAUCGGACCAAAACAUGGACAAAUAUCUACUACAAAUAGUAAACAUUAUUCUGUUACUCAUGUAACAAAGAAACAAAAACCAAAAAAUAUAGUGCGUGAAAUUGGUCUUGUUAAAUUUUUACCAAUAAAAAAGUCAGUACCUAUCACAAAAUCAACACUAAAAGCUCAUUCAUUACCUCGAAUGACAAGUUAUAUUGAAUAUAUUAAUAAAAAAGUAUUACCAUCAAAAUGUAGUUUAUCAUGGCAAGAUGAUACAGCACAAACAAAUGAAAAUGAGAAUAUUUAUGAACGAAUAAAACGUCAGAUAACAUCAAAAAUUGUACCAUUACCACAACCAUCAUCACUAUCAUCACGACAAUCAGUUGAAUCAAUAGUCACAAGUAUUUUAAAUCAAUUAUGUGAUCGUAUUGUUAAAGAUGAAUUAGAUAUGUAUGCAAUCGUUAAUAGACUUGUCGAUCAAGCUUGUUCAAAAGCCAUACAAUUAUACAAAUUAGAAAAACGACAACAAUUAUUUUCAUCUAUAAUAAAUACAACGUUACAACAUCAUAAAUCAUGUUUUUUAAUUGUGGAUAAGAAUUCGGCUGAUGAUAAAUCAGAUUCAUCACGUAUACGUACAAAAUCGACUCCAGUUAUAGCGACAACAACAGAUUGGUCGGAUAUAAGUAGAAAAUUAGCAUAUGAAAAAUGUUUUCCAUCAUAUCCAACAUCAGAAAAACAUUGUUUACAUGAAUCCGAUUUUACAACAUUUUCUGAAGCUAAAUUAAAUUUUUUUAAUAUUAUUCGUGAUACAAACAAAAUGUCAGUACCAUCCACUCAUCAAACAAAAAUGUUCUCUUCAUCUAGUUGUUCUUCUUCGACAUCCUCUUAUGCAUCUUCAAUGGAUAAUAGAAAAUUACUCAAUUAUCCUCUAAUACAAAGAAAAUCACCUGAUAAUACACGAUCAUUUACAGCUCGAUUGCUUGAUUUAAGCGAUUCAGACAUUGAACAAUCACCACAACAGCAACAACAACAACAAUUAGUAACAAUAACAAAGAAAAAUCAUAAAAAAAAGAAACAAAAAAAACCGGUUAGUGAAAAUGAACAGAGUAAAAUGGCCACAUCACAUAUUCCAUUUGGAUGUACAAGUGCAUCAACCAUAAUUAUUAACAACAAUGAUAAUGAACAGCACGACUAUUUACAACAACAACAACAAAAAUGUUCAUCUUUAAAUCAACAACGUCGACGAGUCUAUUUACGAACAUCAAAAAAUCGAAAACGAUCAAGUUCAAAUUCGAGUGAUGAUUCAUUAUCCAAUCAUUUAAAUAAAGCAGGUUAUCGUUCAAUUUUAAAAUUAGAAAUUAUUCUAAAAAUUGUUUGUCUUUUUCCAGGUGAUUCAUCUGAACAUCGUCAUCGAACAUCUAACUCAUCCAGGCUAUCGUUAGAUAAUACUUCAUCUUCCAUUCGAACGAAUUAUCAACAGCGACCAUCCUUACCGUCCACUAAAGUUAUAUCAGAAUUAGUUCAAAAACCGAUCUUAAUAAUGUCAACAACUACAUCAUCUGACCAUAAACGAAUAGAUUCAACGCCAGUAAAAAUUUCGACAAUUAUAACUAGUGGUGAUAAUCUCCUUUCUCCUUCUCCUCCUCCUCCAUCAACAAUGUCACCUACACUAAUGGGAACCAGUGAAACUAUCAAUGACGAUAAGACACGCAUAAUACCGGUUCUACAUGAACAACAAACAUCGUCAACGCUGCCUGUUGCUGAAUCAAAGUCAAAUAUGAGUUAUUCUACACAAUCACAUAUGUUUUUUGUAGCCACAAAAAAAUUGACACCAAAUAUUUUACAGCAACCUACUAUGACUGAAUCUACUAAUAUUACAACAAUUCCCACGUCAUUAUCAUCAACGUUGAUUACAUCUACAAUUCAUGAUAGAGCAUUUUAUAUCUGUAAAGAAAUGUUAAUGACUGAACGUACAUAUAAAAAAGAUCUUGAAGUUAUUGCUGAUGCAUUUCGUCGUGAAUUAACGAUACUAAUAGAACAUGAACAAGAUGAAACAUUAGCAAAUUUUAUGGAUUUAUUAUUUUCAAAUAUCGUUCCAAUAUAUGAUUUUCAUAUUAUAUUUUUAAAAAAAUUUGAACAACGUAUUGCUUUCUGGGAAAGUCGAUGGUCAGGAAAUAAUAAUGAUACUAAUAAUCGUUUUCAACAUAUUGACGAUCUUGUACUUCAUUUAAUCGAUAUUUUACCGAAUUAUGAAAAAUAUGUUGAAAAUUAUGAAAAAUUGUUAGAUGAAUUAGAAAUUGUCUUAAAACGAAAUAAACGUUUUGAUUUAUUUUAUAAAGAAUUUGCAUCACAAAAAUUUUGCUAUUUAUCUUUUAUAUCAUUUUUAUUAAAACCAUUACAACGACUAUUACAUUAUCGACAAUUACUAGGAAAAUUACUUAAAUACUAUGAACAAAAUAAUUAUGUAGAUGAUUAUCAACGAUGUUACGAAGUUUUUAUUAAAAUUCGAGAUCAUAUUGAAAAUUUUACCGAAUUAUUAAGUAUAUUUGAAUUUAUACGAGAAGGAUGUUUACAAAAAUUAUCACGAAAAGGUUAUCAACAACGAAUGUUUUUUCUGUUUUCCGAUGUUUUACUUUAUUGUGCAAGAAGUUCUAGUCCUGUUUUACAAUUUAAAUUACACGGUGAAUUACCUUUAAAAUCGAUGAUGAUUGAAGAUAGUGACGAACGUAUUAAAAUACCAAAUUCUAUCACAAUUUAUACAACAAAUCGAUCGUUACUUCUAGCUGCAAGUUCGGAAAUUGAAAAAGACAAAUGGUUUAAUGAUUUAAAAUUUGCCAUUGAAAAAGUAAAAGCAUUAGAUGAUGAAAAACAACAAAAUUCAUCGACAUUAAAGUCAAAUACUUCAUCAGAAAAUCUUGAUCAUAUCGUAGUUGAUGAAAAUAAUAUAAUCGAACGAUCAUGUAUUCAACAUCGUGCUAAUACAACAAUGCAUGUUUGUUGGCAUAGAAAUUUAUCUGUAUGUAUGAAUGAUCAUAAAUAUUCAAUUAAAAAUCAACUAAGUGGAUAUUUAUUACGAAAAUUUAAAAAUUCAAAUGGAUGGCAAAAAUUAUGGGUUAUUUUUACGAAUUUUUGUCUAUUCUUUUACAAAACCUAUCAAGAUGAUUUUCCGUUAGCUAGUUUACCAUUGCUUGGCUAUAGUGUAUCAUUACCGUCAGAAAAUGAUGGCAUAAAUAAAGAAUAUGUUUUCAAGUUACAAUUUAAAAAUCAUGUUUAUUUCUUUCGUGCUGAAAGUCAAUAUGCAUUUGACAGGUGGCGGGAAGUGAUAUCCAGUGCCACAAAUCAAUCCUGA